Molecule: messenger RNA, 2190 nt
Organism: Lathyrus oleraceus (garden pea)
Lineage: Eukaryota; Viridiplantae; Streptophyta; Magnoliopsida; Fabales; Fabaceae
Exons: 3
Coding region: 1-2190 (729 amino acids)
Molecular function (GO): zinc ion binding
Source: RefSeq, a predicted model, not a curated record
AUGGAAUUCAACACACUUGAUGACUUUAGGGCAGCUAUCCGUGAGUGGUCAGUGCUUAAUGGGAGGGAAAUUUCUUUUGUGAAAAAUGAGGGAGAUAGGCUAAGGGUGGUGUGUAAGCAUAAAUGUGGGUUUUUAGUCUUAUGCUCUAAGGUGGGCCACAAGGAGACUUUUGCUAUAAAAACACUUGUACAUAAGCACACAUGUGCUAGGGUUUUGAACAACAAGUCUGCUAGCUCAAAGUGGGUGGCCAAGCAUGUGGUAAAGAGGAUGCAAACUUCUGAUACAGUCAGGAUAAGAGACAUCAUCCAAGAUAUGAGGCAAACAUAUUCUGUGGGUAUUACUGUUGCAAAAGCAUGGAGGGCUAAGCUAAUUGCGAAGAAGAUAAUUGAAGGUGAUGCUGACAAUCAGUAUGCUUCCAUAUGGAGGUAUGCAGAAGAACUAAGAAGGGUAAACCAUGGCAACACUGUGAAGAUAAAUGUAGAAAGACCUAGUCCAUCCAUACAACCAAGGUUUGGGUCAUUUUAUUUCUGUUUUGAUGGCUGUAAGAAAGGCUUUAUUCAUGGAUGCAGACCAUUUGUGGGGGUUGAUGGAUGUCACUUAAAGACCAAGUAUGGUGGACAGUUACUUAUUGCUGUAGGCAGGGAUGCUAAUGAUCAAUACUUCCCUUUGGCAUUUGGUGUGGUUGAAAAUGAAACAAAGGAGAGUUGGAGAUGGUUUAUACAACUACUAAUGGAGGACAUUGGUCAGGAUAGAAGAUAUGUAUUUAUCUCUGAUCAACAGAAGGGACUUGUGGCUGUAUUUGAAGAAUUGUCUGAUACUAUUGAGCAUAGAUUAUGUCUUAGGCACUUGUAUGCUAAUUUCAAGAAAAGGUUUGGUGGAGGAGCCCUUAUUAGAGAUUUAAUGAUGGGAGCUGCUAAAGCCACAUACUAUCAGGCAUGGGUCCAAAAGAUGAAUGAAUUGAAGAAUGCAGAUCCCAAUGCUUGGACUUGGUUGAUGGCUGUUCCUACCAAAAGCUGGUGUAAGCAUGCCUUUUCUUUUUACCCUAAAUGUGAUACAUUGAUGAAUAAUAUCUCAGAGUCUUUUAAUGCUACCAUUCUAGCUGCUAGGGACAAACCUAUACUCACAAUGUGUGAGUGGAUAAGAAAAUAUCUGAUGAAUAGGUUAUCCACCUCUGCAAGUAAACUAGAAAAUUGGCCACAUAAGGUGAUGCCAAUACCUAGGAGAAGGUUAGAUAAUGAGGUGUUCAGGAGUGGUCAUUGGUUGCCAACAUGGUCAAUUGCUGAGACUUUUCAGGUUACACAUAGUUACAACACACAUGAAUUUAUUGUUGACAUUGCUAAAAGGUCAUGUAGUUGUAAUUUUUGGGAAUUAGUAGGAAUUCCAUGUAGGCAUGUUGUAGCUGCUCUGAGUUAUAGAAAGCAAAACCCUGAUGAAUUUGUUGAUGCUUGUUACACAAGAGAAAAGUUUGCACUAUGUUAUGGAUUUUCAGUAAGUCCAAUCAAUGGUCAAGAUAUGUGGCCAGAAGUUGAGAUGGAACCACCUCUACCACCUGCAUAUAAAAAUGGUCCUGGUAGACCUAAGAAGAUUAGGAUAAGAGAAAGUGGAGAGGAUGGUGCAAGGAAGAGAAGAUCUGGUGUUGCAUAUAAGUGCACCAAAUGUGAUAAUUUUGGUCACAAUGCUAUGACUUGUAAGGCUACCACUCAGGAUCCCAAUGCACUUAAAAGAAAGAGAAAACCUAAAAAAGGACAUGUGCCAACUGCAACUGAUAUGCCAACUGCAAAUGAUAUGCCAACUGCAUCUGAUAUGCCUGCCCCAACUGCAACUGAUAUGCCAACUGCAAAUGAUAUGCCAACUGCAAUUGAUGUGCCAACUGCAAAUGAUAUGCCAACUGCAAAUGAUAUGCCAACUGCAACUGAUAUGACUGUUCCAACAAAUGUGCCUGUUCCAACUGAUCCACAGCCUCCAACUGAUAUGCCUGUUCCAACUAUUAUGAGUCAAACAGGAUCUAGUGUGGCUGCCUCAAUCACAAAACAAUCCAGAAAAAGGGUUGAAAAAAAACCUAUCAUCAAAAGAAGGCAAAGUGAGAGGAUCAAGUUGAGUUGGUUUAAAAGACCCAUAACAGGUGAAGGAAUAUCUAGUGACAAACCAAUUACCCUACCAGAAAAUGAAGACAUACCCACUUCAAAAUGA